AAUCAGCUGUGUGUCGUCGUAGCAGCCUACUCCCACACAUGCCAGCUCCAUUAUACUCUGCCCACAAACGAGGUAUAGCGAGGCGCUCCUCGUCGUACCUGCAGUCCUGGUAUCUCCGCGAACACCGACAAAACGCGCUCGCACGAAUCGCGCGCACCGACGGCAAGUAGAGAGAGAGAAAGAGCAGAGAACGAUACCAACGCCGCGCGGGUACUGCUAUUACUAUAUACUUGUUUUGCUCGUCACCUGCAGAGAGAACUCGCCUAUAUAUCGAGGGUGGCACCGUCGUGUCUUCUGCGUCGUGCGUGUGUGUUGUGUCGUUGCUAGACGUUUCCAAUACACAUAUACGAGUGAAUCGUAUCUUCGACGUUAUCGCGAGUAUUGUCCUUAUCAGCAGCAGCGACGAGUUUUAUAUAUAGCCGCAGGUGUCCAUUGCGCUGGGACAGAAACGGAGCAUUUUGUUUUGGCUCGUCGUCGCCGUGAUAUCCUGGUCGUCUGCUGAGACUCUUGUUGACAGGAUACUGAGGCCAGUUUAGUUUAUGUAGCACGGACUGGCUGCUCAGCUCUUCACAACAAGCUAGGAAUCAUGUCGUUCUUCGGAGUCAAUGUUACCAAUCCGUUCACCUCACCGGUGGGACAGAGGAUAGAACAAGCUACCGAUGCAAAUUUACCCAGCGAGAACUGGGCUCUUAAUAUGGAAAUAUGCGACAUCAUCAAUGAGACGGAAGAUGGGCCUAGAGAUGCUAUUAAGGCUAUUAAGCGCAGAUUGAAUCAGGCUGCUGGCAAAAACUACACCAUUGUUAUGUACACUUUAACCGUCCUUGAAACAUGUGUAAAAAACUGCGGCAAGCGUUUUCAUGCACUAGCAUGCUCCAGAGAAUUUGUGCAAGAAUUGGUUAAGCUCAUAGGACCAAAGAAUGAGCCACCAAUAGCUGUACAGGAAAAAGUACUUAAUCUUAUACAAACAUGGGCUGACACAUUCCGAAAUCAGCCCCACACACAGGGUGUUGUACAGGUGUAUCAGGAACUCAAGACCAAAGGAAUUGAAUUUCCCAUGACUGAUUUGGAUGCUAUGGCUCCUAUCAUUACUCCUGAAAGGAGCGUGCCAGAAUUAGAAGCAGCAGCAGCGGCGGCGGCGGCGGCGGCAGCAGCAGCUGGGGCAGUCGCUCCGACCUCAUCCUCGUCAUCGGCCGCGGCAGCGGUGGCAACAGGAGGGGCCACGUCGCGUCCAGGAAGCGGAGCGACUUGUCGUCUGCCUCAGCAGCCGAUACAGUUGAACGAGUCGCAGAUGGCGAAGCUCCGCAGUGAACUCGACGUGGUUCACGGAAACAUGCGUGUGCUCUCGGAGAUGCUGGCCGCGCACUCGGCUGGACUCCAGGAGAAGGCGUCCGAGAGGGCGAUCGCCGAAGAUAUGGAGCUGCUUACGGAGCUUCACAAUACAUGCAAGGCGAUGCAGGAGCGCGUAGUGGAGCUGAUUGGCAAGCUGGCGCACGACGAGCUGACGGCCGAGCUGCUCCAAAUCAACGACGAGAUGAACAACCUGUUCCUGCGCUACACGCGCUUCAGCAAGAAUAAGACUAUGCCGGCGAGCGCCUUGGUAGCUCAGGCCAUCGGCGCAACCGGCUCCGGAGGCAUGAGCGCUGCUGCAAGAGCUAAGAAACUUGAGGCAGGAGACUCGCUGAUUGAUUUGUCGGAUGAUGAAGGAGAGGCUGCUGGCGCUGCUGCGUUGCCCGUCAAGUCCCUCGAGAAGCGCGUUGCGAAUAUGGACAUUGGAGAUGAUGGAAAAUCGCGGCGCAAGGACGGAGAAAAGGAUGAGUUUGACGCAUUCGCACAGUCGAGAACUGCAAGCUUUGAUGCUGCUAAAAACAGGCAAGAAUUGAGAGGUAGCGAUGAAGAAGAAGGGGCUAGUGCAGCACGUACGAAAAAUUUGAUGCAGACCGAUAAAACAGUCACGUCAUCGGAAUUCGACCGAUUCCUGGCUGAGCGCACCGCUGCGGUAGCCAGUGAAGUAGCUGCAGGCGGCAACGCGGCUGCAGCUGCAGCGGCAGGCGCUACUGGUGCCAGCAGUACCGGCACUGCUGGUGCGACGAUUCAGCGUCAGAUCGACAAGGAGGAGGACAAAUCCCUUUUUGCCCUGUAAAUGGGGCAAUCAGUAUGUCGCCUGGGCGCGCACGCUUUCACUCUAUCUUUCUUCUCUUUCUCUUAGCUUGUAAAGAACUUUAUGCUUUACGUCAACACGGAUCGUUUUUUAUGAGAAAAACUGGAUCAUUACUUAAGCGUUGUGGCAUGUGUGCGGUUGAGCAGCUUAGUUUUUUGGCUGGUAAGAAAACAGGAUAGAAUUUUGCGUUGCGGCCGUAGAGCUUAGGUUGUAAGAAUCAAUUCAUUUUUAUAUUAGUUUUAAACGACGCUAUUUUCUCGCGUUCCUUAUUUUAUUUUGUUAAAACUAAACUGCUCAAUCAUUAUUUUUAACAUUAUUAUGAAUAUAUUUGCGAAUCACAGAUACAUUCAGCGUGACUAUACUGGUGAGACAUGAGGAUGAGGAGAUUUUAUUCUGUAGCUACAAGAGCAAAGGUUAAUGAUGUUACUCGUGGAUUGUACGUAAUUGUGCGUGAAUUUCGUCGGCACGGUAAAAUAAGGACGUCAAGUGUUGCGAUUUUGUUAAAUGUUAACAUAUAAUUCAAUGAAAUCAAUUUUACGUCGACGAGUUACGUAGUCGUAUGUACAUAUUAUUAUAUUGUAUCAUUAUAUUGGGACAAUUUAAGCAUGUAUUAUAAUGUGUGAUCAAUCUAUUUUUAUUUCCGAAUGGGGUGCAAGUUCUGCAAAGUUUACCAAAAUUAUAGUAUUAUGUUAGUGUUACGAAAUCCUAAGUCAACUAAACAGAACUAUCUACUUUCCCCUGAAUUUGCCAUUGAUUGGAAUAAAUCAAAUUUUAUCGCCCUGUAUCGAGAUUAUGAUAUACAAAUAUAAUUAUUAUCCUUGUGAAGAAAUUCAUGAAAACAAUGACGUAUAAUCAUAUGCAAUGUUUUCCCCCCAAGAAUUUUGUUAUCCUAUAUUUUAGCUAUGACUAUGCUUUAAAAAUGGAACAUUUAAUUUUUUAUUCAAUUUUAUUUUCGAAGCAUUUUAAUAUCUUUUGUUUAAAGGGUGAGCUCUUUUAAUGUAAAAAUACACUUACAACGUAAUGCUUGAUUAUAUUUUCACUUGAAAUUGUUUUUUAUUCGGAUGGUAAUUUUCAUAGUUUUGCUGUAUGUGAACAACUUGAAGUUGAAAAUUGAUGACAAAAUCUAAUGUUUUUCUUAAUUUGAUUUCAAGCUGUACUGCAUAUACUAGUAUAAACUAUCGUAAGAGAAAUUAUUCAUUACAUAUUUUUAAUUUAAACGGCUUUUUUCUUUUAACAGUACUAAGCUUUAUGUUAGUAAAAUUUUUUGUUUUAAUUUUUGUAGUUAAAUCAUGUAAGGUUAUUCAACUACAUGACUAGUAUCCAAGUAGUCGCAUUUCUCUAGCAUUUAGGUCGCCGUUUACCACAAGUUUUUUUGAUGGUAUGUUGUUAUUAUUAUCUUUAUUAAAAUAUUUAAUUUGUUAAAGAUAUUUGUAUAUUAAAUGUAGACAGCAAAGUAGUUUCGAAGAAGAAUACCGUGUAAAGAAUGGAUUACAUUAAUGUAAACGAAAUUUGUUUGAGUUGUAUACACUUGAAUUAUGUACGGAAAAUCUAUUGCAGGAUAAAUUUUUUGUUUAUAAAACAUUUUUUUUUUUAAGAGUACUUAUUUUAUUAUUUGUAAAAUAUUUAUUACUCGAGUUCCGAACUAAAUAUUGAUUUCAUGAUGAUCGUAAAAAGUUAUUAUAUGUUUAAAUCAGGUUUUUUGUAACUAUAGACGUUUCGAGUAAAUGAAAGUAUUGUCUGUACGCGAACAUUACAAACCCAAGUUCACGACUAAUAAAUUUGCAAAAAAUACUGCAUAACACACACGACAUCGAGAAUGUGUAAGGUACAUUUGUAAACAUGUAUGAUUAUAUAAAGAAAAAAUGACUUUACUUUCUUUAAACAUGUUGAACAAAAAUAGUAAAAAUUAUGAAGAUCAUGUCUGUAAAAUGGCGAAUACUAUUAUACGUACAUAUACCUAAUGGUAUUUUUUGAAAUAAAAAAAGUAUAUAGAAAUUAUAAAAUUCGAGUACGCAAGAUGACCCUUGAUUCUUACGCACUUGUACAGCAGCAAGUAUUUCAUAUAAUAUAGAUAAUCCUUCUUUUUCGUAUAAACUGGAGAUAACGAGAAAAUUAAUAAAUUAUUGUUGUUGUUUUAAAACACACUAA
Molecule: messenger RNA, 4306 nt
Organism: Nasonia vitripennis (jewel wasp)
Lineage: Eukaryota; Metazoa; Arthropoda; Insecta; Hymenoptera; Pteromalidae
Product: TOM1-like protein 2
Exons: 8
Coding region: 587-2140 (517 amino acids)
Biological process (GO): signal transduction
Cellular component (GO): membrane; endosome
Molecular function (GO): clathrin binding; phosphatidylinositol binding; ubiquitin binding
Source: RefSeq, a predicted model, not a curated record